Colletotrichum fioriniae is the source of this 1293-nucleotide messenger RNA. NCBI's taxonomy places the organism in Eukaryota, Fungi, Ascomycota, Sordariomycetes, Glomerellales, Glomerellaceae. The record is from RefSeq and is a predicted model, not a curated record.
AUGUUUGGCCUCCUACCAGACCUCACCCCACGAGACUCGCACUCGAUCUGGUACACCUCCUCCCGCAACCCAAUCACCCAAGCCGCCCUCCUCGAAGCCCACGAAAACAACAGCCAACAUGGCUCCGCCCAACAGCAGCAGCAGCAGCAGCAACAACAACAACAGCAACAGCAACAAAACAGCUCCUCCUCCCGCCGCGCAGGCCAACUCCUCAUCGAGCGGUCCGCGCUAGCGCGCCUCCGCGCCGACGAGCACACAAUGGACCGCCGCAGGCUGCACGUGCAAAAUUUCGGUAGCACGUGGCUGAAGCCGCCCGGCGUGCCCAAGACGCUGCACCAGAUUCGCGAGGAGCGGCGGGAGCAGGAGGAGCACGCCGAGGCUAUGAGGCGGGAGCAGCUCGCGCUGGAGCUCGCUGAGGCGGAGGCAGGCGGGCAGGAUGAUGAUGGGGGUUUGGGAGUGCUUGGGGAAGGGGAGGAUGGGGAGCAAGAGGAGGUGAGGGAUCUGGAUGAUGAGAUUCCGGAUGCGGCGGAGGAGAGUUUUGGGUUUGAUGGUGGGGAGGAUAGCAUGGCGGAUGAUUUGUCGUCGAGUGAGGGGCGGCCUCUAUCUCUCGAUGAUAAUGAUGAUGAGGAGACUGAGGAGGAGGAGGAGGAGGAUGAUGAUGACGACGAAGACGACGACGCAACGGCCGUGGACGAGGAUGAGUACGAGAGGCGUGACGGCCUCGUCGCGGCGAGGAUGCGGAUGGCGGACGACGCCUUCAGACAGGCCAUGGCGCGGGGCGACGUCGACGGCGAUGACAUGUACGGCGCCGAAGAGGAGCUCGAGGCCUCGGGCCAGGGCCAGAUGCUCGACGAGGAGGACCUGCUCGAGGACGGCUUUGCCGCUGAGGGCCUUGUCGAUGACGAUGACUUGGGUAUGGGCGUCGACAUGGACGCCGACCUGGACGACGAGAUUCCCGAGGCCGAGGGGCUGAGCGGGGUGUAUGAGCAUACGGACUCCGAGGCUGAGGUGAGCGGCUUGACGAGUAGUGUUAUCAGUAGUGGUGGGGAGGAGGAAGACGACGACGACGACAAUGAUGAGGAAGGGGAUAUUAGUUUUGCACCGAGGGCUGCGCCUUUGAGGGCCCCGUUGAGUCCUACCGGGGAUCGGGGGAGGGGUAGCGCUGCUGCUGCUGCGCGGCAUCAUCAUCAUCAUCAUGUGUCGAGGAGUAGUUUGGAUCUCAGCGGGUUGCUUUCUGCGGAUGGGAGCAGUAUGAUGGACAGUAGUCCCAAUAUGAGGCCUCAUAGGCGUUGA